Amoebophrya sp. A120 is the source of this 1894-nucleotide messenger RNA. The record is from the annotation of a GenBank genome assembly. NCBI's taxonomy places the organism in Eukaryota, Dinophyceae, Syndiniales, Amoebophryaceae.
AUGCCAGCGGAAGAAGCGAUUCAAAAGUUCCACAGCGCAUUGCGCUGGGGAAAGCCGUCGGCCGAGAUCGAACCGUUCCUCAACGAAGACCCCGCACUGAUUGACGCCGAAGACCCGAAGAAUGGGAACCACGCACUGCAUAUGAAUUGCAAAUAUGUCUGGGUCUGGAAGGUGGUAACUUGUCAUGGUAAAUCUGAAGCAUACAAAAGUCUGUGUUGCAUGAGUUCCAGAAGCUGUCCACUUUCGACCAAGUUGGGAGGAAGUUUCUCAUGCAGGAUAGGCAUGGCAGAGACCUCAUGGGUCAUGGAAAAUCUGCAUGACAAGUUUAGACUCUUCCAGACCCAGACACUUUUGCACUUGAUACUCCACAUCACGGCGCAAAACGGGCACGAGGAGUUGACGAAGUUUUUGGUCGGGAAGGGCGCAAACAUCAACGCACAAAACAAGAAGGGCCAGACCGCGUUACACAUGUCAGUCGAGUACGAUUUUUACUACCAGAAUUUGUUUCUGCUCGAGAACGGCGCAGACAAGACCUUGAAGAACGGGGACGGACAUGCCGCCAUUCUCGGGAUCGACGGGGGGAAGUCGGGGGUGGAAGCGUUUGAUGGGCCCAUGAUCAAGUUGAAAGCGAUCCGGGAUCAGAAGGGAAUGGAGGAAGCGUAUUUUGAUAUGAUUUUGACAAUGCAUAAUUUCAUUCAAGUACCCUUCAACUAUGGAAUUCGAUUUGGCAUGCAAAAUCGAAAACCACAUCAAAAAACAGUUUCACCGCCCUGGAAAACGCCGCUCCAGAACUGGUGGACAAGGCACAACUCGCCCAAGUGGGCAUGAAGAAGAAGAAGGAAUUUAAAGAUUGGUGGGACAUGAAACGGUUUGCGGGGAUAUCAAAUGUAAAAAUGUCUGGGUCUGGAAGAUUACCAGGUUUGUCAUGCACAUUUUGCAUGACUCCUGAUGUCUGUGAUGCAUGCCCUAGCAUCACAGAUUUUGUGAGGGCUUCCUGAUGCCUAUACCGCAUGACAAAUGCUCUUUCCGUGUAGCAAAACUUGGACUCUCUUUGCUGCUCAUGCAAUACAGAUUUUUUUAGAAUCCAAAAUCAGCAUGACAAGUUGGAUUCUUCCAGACAUCCAGGGAUUUUUACAGUUGAUAGGGGAUUAUGGGCAAGUUCUAGGUUUGAAGAGGUUGAGAUAAACAGGAAAGCACAUCACCUCUUGGUAUAUAAAAUUUGAAACAAGAUCAAUCAUGUACAGUACAAUAAGCUCUAGCUCUUUGACGUUGACGUCGAGACAGCUCGUUCUAGAAAACCGUACACUGCAUCUACUUGUUGGCAGCACGCAAGGGCUUCCUGCUUGUGGUUAAGGUCUCAGCGAUUUUUGAUCUCAGCAGACGCUCGGCCUGCUCAGGGACGAUGUUGUGUGGCGAGCUGAAUCUUCUCCGGUUUUUGUUUUGUAAAUAAAUAAGGUUAAAUCUUCGUAAAAAAUACCAGUCCAACAGGAACAGCUACAGCACAGCAAGUAGCACCUUCACGACGCACAGCAGAGAGGCACCACAUAACCACACCGAUUCGCGACAUGAUCAUAUGCAAGAUUUUUUGUAAAGAUGGCAUAGCAGACACAGACUGGCACUAUCAGCGUUAAGAAAAUAUUAAGCGAGUACAAGAGGAUUUUUUUACCAUUGUUGCACAAUAAUUGGAAAGGGGGUGGACGGAUUCGGUUCUGUCUCACAACCUGAUUCUGAGAAAUGUAAAUUUUCGAUAGCCUGUAGUACUUGUUGAACAUGGUGGUUUCCUCGCGAUGAACGGAUAAUGAAUGUUUUCAUGAAUGUUUUCCAAAACCCACAGUUUUUCACCGAUUUCGCCUUCACAACUGUACUGCUCUAUAGAACCCAAGUCCUGAAUCAU